AUGCAAUGCUCUCGAAAACUGCUUUCUCUUCGCGAAUUGAUAAAAUGGAAAGAUGAUGCGGAUGAUGCGGAUGAUGCUUUCGAGCCGCGGUUUUUCUCGGAGCUUUCUUCGACAACCGGGAAACCCUUCGAAGAUGGUACAGCUCGGUCUAUUUUGACCCGCCCUCGGGUGAGCUCGAGUCCCGUCGGGCCAGACAAGCCUCUCUUUCUGCACCGCAAACGCGACUGUCUUGAUGUGUUCGGUCCAGUCGAGGUGGUCACCUCAGCUCGACCAAGAGCUGCUCAAAGUUGUAGCCAAGCCCAGACGGCCGAACGAGAAGAGCCAAACUGCAGGUCUUCCUCGGCAUUUUCACUCUUCUGCUUUUUCCUCGAGCCGAGAAGAGCUUCACACUUGCAAACACAAGUCAAUCGAAGUCUGACGCGCCUGCCUGCAACGCCUGAAGAUGAGCUUCAGACGGUGGGCCUGUACUUCAUACACCUGCCUCUCCCCACCCUCUCUCCGGUUGCCAACGCGCUCGCCCAAGUAGUCUGCGACCAUUGGCCCAUCUCAUUUCGGCCAGACCGGCCCGAUUGUGCGACAUUUACGCGAAUCGGCCCGACCGGUCAACCGAAUGUCAACGGAGCGAAGAGGCGGCUGGAAGCUGUCAACAGUUUCCGCGGCCCAGACGAAAAGCCGAACCGAGCGCAGGCUGGCCUGUCCUUAUCUCAUGCGUGGCGUCAGAGCCGUCGCUUGACCGUCUGC
Molecule: messenger RNA, 741 nt
Organism: Protopolystoma xenopodis
Lineage: Eukaryota; Metazoa; Platyhelminthes; Monogenea; Polystomatidea; Polystomatidae
Source: the annotation of a GenBank genome assembly